Molecule: messenger RNA, 1399 nt
Organism: Onthophagus taurus
Lineage: Eukaryota; Metazoa; Arthropoda; Insecta; Coleoptera; Scarabaeidae
Product: rRNA methyltransferase 3, mitochondrial
Biological process (GO): RNA processing
Molecular function (GO): RNA methyltransferase activity; RNA binding
Source: RefSeq, a predicted model, not a curated record
CGAUCUUAACUUAUUGAAUCCACAACAUAACCUAACAAAUACAUAACCUUACUUUUUUUUGAUAAAUUGAUGAAAUUAAUUACUUCUAGUUGAUUUAUUGAGUGCAAAAAAUGUUUAGUGUUAUUAAAAUUUCUAUUGCAAGGACAAUUAGUAAUCAUACACGAUGCGAAUAUAAUCAAAUUGCAAGUUAUGCUAGAUGGGCACAUAGAAGACCGGUACGUGUGUUGAGUCAAGAACAGCAUGAAAAUGAAAACGCUAAAAAUGUUGUUCAGAAGUAUAAAGAUGACGAAGAGGAAAUUGAAUUUGAAAGAAUACCACCACCAAAAUAUAAUUCAAAGAAUGAAAUGCAAGGGUUAAGUUUGAUGCCAAAGAAAUCAAAACCCACUCAUAAAAAUAGAAGUAAUAAACCGAACAAUUCUAGGUUUGAUAUGUUACAAACCGUGGUAGAUGCAAAGGGAGAACUUAUUUAUACAAAAAUGGAUAAUAAUGAUUCUCGAAUUUCACAAAUAAUGACUGCAGUAAAGAUUAAGAAAGAAAGAAGCCGUAAAAAUCUUAUACUACUUGAAGGAAAAAGGCUUGUUAAGGAAGCAUUGGAAAAUAAGUGUAAACUAAAAUAUUUGUUAUUUUCAAGAAAGGAUGAUUUGGACAGUUUUAAAUCUAUUCUUCCUAAAAGUGGCGCAUCACUUUAUAAAAUGCCUCUUCGAGAGAUGCAAUUAUGGUCUGAUUUAACUCAAUGUCCAGGAGUAAUGGGAAUUUUUGAACACCCAACUGUUGAAAAUUUCUCCACACCAAAAAAUUCAAUACCUUUAACGGUAAUUUGUGAUAACAUAAGAGAACCAGGCAAUUUAGGAUCAGUUUUAAGAGUUUGUGCUGGAGUUGGAUGUCAAAAUGUUAUAUUAACAAAAGGUUGUGUAAAUUUAUGGGAUACUAAAGUAACAAGAAGUGCUUGUGGAGCUCAUUUUCAACUUCAAAUUCACACAAAACUUGAAUGGCCAGAAAUAAAAGAUAAAUUGUACUCUCAAAGUAAAGUAUUUUUGGCUGAUAAUAACAUUGCAAAAACAUUUUCAACAAAUUCCACCAAUUUAUUCAAUUCAAUCCAACAAAUACCACUUUUACCAUACUACAGUGUUCCAUUUACUAAAGAUGAUUAUGCUGUUGUGGUUAUUGGAGGUGAAACAGAAGGAUUAAGUGAAGAAGCUUACCAAUUAGUGAAGGAAUUUCAUGGUGGAAGACUAAAUAUUCCUUUAGGAAAUGGGGUUGAGAGUCUAAACGCUGGUGUAGCUGCAGGUAUAAUUUUAUUUGAAAUUCGUAAACAAAUGGUAUUAUCUAAGAACGCACAAAUGGUCGCAUCAAAUAUUGGAUGAUAAAUAAUAAAAAACAAUUAAAAGAAUUUAUUGAA